Messenger RNA from Daucus carota subsp. sativus, 3501 nucleotides. RefSeq names its product kinesin-like protein KIN-14M. The record is from RefSeq and is a predicted model, not a curated record. The coding region runs from base 1 to 3159 and encodes 1052 amino acids. Lineage: Eukaryota; Viridiplantae; Streptophyta; Magnoliopsida; Apiales; Apiaceae. The transcript is spliced from 18 exons. Gene Ontology annotation, molecular function: microtubule binding; ATP binding; microtubule motor activity. Gene Ontology annotation, biological process: microtubule-based movement. Gene Ontology annotation, cellular component: microtubule cytoskeleton.
AUGGAACGCCAAGCAUCAACAGAUGUUUUUCAUCCUAGUCAUGAUAAACAGCGAUCACUUCUUAUCGAGUGGAUAAACAAUACUCUAGUUAAUGUCAAUUUGCCGGGAAACGCUUCUGAUGAGGAUUUGAGAGCAUUCCUGGUUGAUGGUAGUGUGUUAUGUGAGGUGUUGAAUAAAUAUAAACCAGGAUCCAUUGAGUAUAGCGGUUCUGGUAAUUCUUCGAAGAUAGGCUCAGAAAAUGUAAAAAAGCUUCUUGCUGCCAUGUACGAGAUGGGAUUGCCUAUAUUCCAAGUUAGAGACAUAGAAAAGGGAUCGAUGAAAAUUGUGAUAGACUGCCUGCUAACCCUUAGAUCACGGCUUAUAGUGAACGGUGGGGGAUAUGAACUUUCUGCUGCUAGUUUAGCCAGUCCAUUUAGUGUGACGCACAAAGGUUCAUCAGAGUCAAGCUUCUAUCGCCUUUUGCGCAGUCCACUCAAGUCAGAACCAUCAGCAGCGUUACUGCAUCAUGUAGGCAAUAACUUCCAAGAAGUGUUUCAGAUAAAGCAUGGGUGCUAUGCAGAUAUACCUUCUGCGAAGAUAUCAGAAAUGAUAAACUCAACCCGUUUCGAUAAUGCGCCAACACAGUCACUUUUAAGUGUCGUGAAUGGAAUUUUAGAUGAGGGUCAAAGAAAGAAUGGUGAAAUACCUUAUCGUGUGGCAUGCCUAUUGAGAAAAGUCGUCCAAGAGAUUGAGAGACGGAUUUUUACACAAGCAGAGCACUUGAAAACUCAAAACCAGCUGUUCAAGGUACGGGAGGAGAAAUACCAGUCAAGAAUCAAAGUUCUUGAAGCUCUUGCAGCUGGGACUGGUGAAGAGACACAGGUAGCAUAUGGCAUCUGCAAAUGUUCUCUCUUGAUACGAUUUCCAUUCACUGAUUAUUUGUGUCUUCUUACUGCUCAGAAGGUUAUAACAGAAGGAAAAAAGAAAGCUGAACUGCUAGAUGUACCAAAACCGAUAAACCAAAAGGAUAGCAAUAAUCAUAAAACUGAGUCUUUGAAGAAGGAAGAAAACAACCAUUAUGAAAGUUUAUCUUAUAAGAAAGAAGAUAGCAACAAUCAUGAAAGUGCAUCUCUCAAGAAGGAAGAUAACAACAAUCAUGAAAGUGUAUGUCUCGAGAAGGGAGAUAACAACAACAAUAACGAAAUAAUCUCUCUCAGGAAGGAACUGGAAACAACUAAGAAAAAUUAUGAACAGCUUUGCUUACAAAUGGAAGCAACCGCCGAGGAAAGCCAAGAAAUCAAAUCUUUGAAGGAAGAGUUGGAAAUAGCUAAAAAAAAUUAUGAACAGCUCCGGAUACAAAUGGAUACAGAUCCUAAUGGAUCUCGUGAUAUUACCUCUAUAAUGCAAGAGCUGGAAACAACUAAGGAAAAUUAUGAGCAGCUUCGUUCACAAGUGGAAAUAGCAGCUAAAGGAAGCCAAGAAGUCGAAUCAUUAAAGAAAGAGUUGGAAAUAGCUAAAAACAAUUAUGAUCAGCUCCGACUACAAAUGAACACGGAUGCUAAUGGAGCCCAAGAUAUUAAUUUGCUAAAGCAAGAGCUGGAAACAACUAGGAAAGGUUAUGAGCAAAAGUGCUUGCAAUUGGAAACGGAAGCUAAAGGAGUUCAACAAGAUCUAGAGGAGAAGCUAAAGGAACUUGAGCGAUACUUGACAGAGUCAAAAAGUAGAAUUAGAGAGCUAGAGACCACUAUACAAUCAGAAAGUCGGAGAUGGAAAAAAAGAGAGCACAUUUACCAAAUAUGUGCAGAGUUUCAGAUAAGUGUUCUGCGGGAGCUAAAAAUUUCUUCUGUAGCAAUGAGGCAGGAGGUUACACAAACACAAAAGAGUUAUGUGGACGAUUUUAGUCGCCUAGGGACAAAGAUCAAGGUAUUAGAAAAGGCAGCUGAAAACUAUCAUGUAGUCCUAACUGAAAACCGGAAGAUGAAUAAAGAGCUCCAAGACCUAAAAGGGAAUAUCAGAGUGUACUGUCGGAUUAGACCGUUCCUUCCUGGACAAAAGGCAAAGCAGUCAAUUGUUGAAUACGUGGGUGAUAAUGGGGAGCUAACAGUUGUAAAUCCAUCAAAACAAGGAAAAGAAGUCAGGCGCUCAUUUAAGUUUAAUCAAGUCUAUGGCUCAAAAGCAACUCAAGUGGAUGUAUAUUCCGAAAUCCGACCAUUAAUACAAUCUGUUUUGGAUGGAUAUAAUGUAUGUAUAUUUGCAUAUGGUCAAACUGGCUCAGGGAAAACGUAUACUAUGUCGGGCCCUGAUGGAGCUUCUGAAGAGGAAUGGGGGGUCAACUAUCGAGCCAUGAAUGACCUUUUUAAUAUUUCUCAAAGAAGAGGAAGAACUUGUGCAUAUGAAAUAGGGGUUCAGAUGGUCGAAAUAUAUAAUGAACAAGUUCGUGAUUUACUGUCAAGUGGUUCUCAGAAGAAACUAGGGGUUUCGUCCAACUCCCAAGCAAGUGGCUUAGCUGUCCCCGAUGCUAGCAUGCAUCCUGUACAAUCAAGCUCUGACGUAAUGGAAUUCAUGGAAAUUGGACUUAAAAAUAGAGCAAAGAGUUCCACUGCCAUGAAUGAAAGGAGCAGCCGAUCACACAGUGUUUUAACAGUCCAUGCUCGUGGGACGGAUUUAAAGACUGGUUCAUUGUUGCGUGGCAAUCUCCACUUGGUGGAUCUUGCUGGAAGUGAAAGGAUAGACCGCUCUGAGGUAACUGGAGAUCGACUCAAGGAAGCACAACAUAUAAACAAAUCUUUAGCAGCACUUGGAGAUGUCAUCUUCGCUUUGGCACAAAAAAGUGCUCAUGUUCCAUACAGAAAUAGCAAGCUCACUCAAGUUCUUCAAAGUUCUCUAGGUGGUCAAGCAAAGACAAUUAUGUUUGUGCAGCUUAAUCCUGAAGCUAUCUCAUAUACGGAAAGCCUUAGUACCUUGAAGUUUGCUGAAAGGGUUUCCGGAGUUGAGCUUGGUGCUGCACGGAGCAGCAAAGAGACCAAGGAGGGCAACGAUGUUAAAGAAUUGAUGGAACAGGUCGCGUCUCUAAAAGAUACAAUAGGAAAGAAAGACGAGGAGAUAUCGAGACUGCAGCAGCUGAAAAAUGGAGAGAAACGUGCAGUUGCAACGAGGUAUCAGAAUUCUCCUUCAAUCUGAAUUUACACAGGAUGCAUUUCUUAACAAAGCUUAAUAUUAUUUGUUUGGAAAAGAUAAAUGCAGAUUCUGAUCAGGAUCCUACUGCUCGGCUAGUUCCCGACAGUAUGUUUCAACAUAUAUUGGGGUAUUUGAAGAGAUGAUGUCUGAUAGUGGACUUUCUAUUGUACAGACCAUGACAGUUCUAUAUAAAGUGAUCACUUCCUUCAGGAUUCAAAACCUUUAUGAGAACUUACCAAAAGGUAAUAUUUUGUAAGCUCAAGUAUGAGGGUGCCAUAGAACUAUACCGCGAACAAUCGGUUCGUGUAUUUUUAUCUAGCGUACUUUUGUGUUAUGUUCAAGAAA